CGGCCCGGGUUUCUUUCUUUUUGCGCAGCAUUAAUAUAAAACCUCACUUGCUUGGCUUAAUUUGCUUCUCAAUUCUCAUUCUCAUUGGUUCUACCAAGUACCAACCAACCGCCCACUCUCUCUCUCUCUCUCUCUCCUCACACAAACCUCGUUUCUCAAUUAAGCAUCACCUCCAGCCAUGGCGGGCAUGGCCAGACCGUUGGCUACAAUUCCCACCUGCUUCUCAAUCAUAAUCAUAUGCUUAAGCUUGAUAACAAUGAGAAUUGAGGCAGCCCCUCAAGGCUCUCUUGUCACCCAGCUUCCCGGCUUCAAUGGCACUUUUCCGUCCAGCCACUAUUCCGGAUAUGUAAGCAUAGGCGCAAAGAAUCUUUUCUACUACUUUGUAGUGUCAGAAGGGAGCCCCGCCGACGAUCCUGUUGUCUUGUGGCUCAAUGGCGGACCCGGCUGCUCUAGCUUUGACGGAUUCGUCUACGAACACGGGCCGUUCAAUUUUGAACAAAAAUCGAAAGGAGCAUUGCCCACUUUACAACCUAAUCCUUACAGCUGGUCCAAGGUUUCCAACAUGCUGUAUUUGGAUUCUCCUGCUGGUGUUGGGUUUUCCUACUCAGAAGACCCAAGCCAAUACGUAACCGGGGAUCUUCAAACUGCUGCCGACACCCACGCCUUCCUCCUCAGCUGGUUUAAGCAGUACCCGGAGUUUCUUUCCAAUCCCUUUUACAUUUCCGGGGAGUCAUAUGCUGGAGUCUACGUCCCUACUCUUGCCUUUCAAGUUGCCACAGGUAUUCAAAAUGGAACAAAACCAGUUGUAAAUCUCAAGGGUUACAUGGUGGGGAAUGGAGUCACAGACAGAAACUUUGAUAACAAUGCUCUUGUCCCUUUUGCUCAUGGGAUGGCCCUCAUUUCAGAUCAAAUUUAUGAGGGAGUUAUAGAAGAAUGUGGGAUCAACUACUCCAACUCAUCUAGUGCCAAGUGCAACGAGAAACUUCAUCUGGUUAGCGAGGCUCUUGGUGGACUAAAUAUCUACAACGUCCUUGAGCCUUGUUACCACAACCCUGGAACUGAAUCAGGAAAUGAUACUUCUACAACAACCAAAAGCAGCAACUUACCCUUUAGCUUUCAGCAACUAGGCAAGUCGCCUGAGAAGCCUCUCGGAGUGAGAAAGAGGAUGUUUGGCCGCGCUUGGCCUUAUCAGAUGUCUGUAGAAGAUGGCUUAGUCCCUUUGUGGCCACAGCUAGCUGCUAAAUCUAACUCACGCAGUGUUCCAUGCUUUAAUGAUGAAGUCGCAACUAAAUGGCUGAACGACCCAGCAGUUAGGGAAGCAAUUCAUGCCAAGCCUGCAAGUGUGUCUGGUCCCUGGGAAUUAUGCUCGGAUAGAAUAAGUUAUUAUCAUGAUGCUGGAAGUAUGAUCCCUUACCACCGAAACCUUACAACCAAAGGAUACAAAGCAAUCAUUUUCAGUGGAGACCAUGAUAUGUGUGUGCCAUAUACUGGAAGCCAGGCGUGGACUAGCUCACUUGGGUAUAAGGUUAUAGACCAAUGGAGGUCUUGGCUAUCCAAUGACCAAGUUGCAGGCUACUUGCAAGCAUAUGAAAACGACCUCACCUUUCUCACUGUCAAGGGAGCUGGACACACCGUCCCUGAAUACAAGCCACGGGAGGCACUCGACUUCUACAGCCGCUGGUUGGCAGGAAAACCGAUGUGAUAGUAUAUAUGACGGCAUAGCAUGGAUAGCAUGGCCGGUGACCGGGGAAGAAAAGACUUCCAUUGAAUCUUCUUUUUCAUUUACGGCUAUAAUUAAACACAGCAGCCGCAUUCAUUCCAUUUUUCAUCAUUUUCUCUUAUUCUGUAUGUUUGAAAAAUAUAGACAACUGAUUUUUCACAUCAAUAACUGCAAACAGACAUGUAUCUUUGUAAUAAUGAAAAGGUUAAUGCCAGCCACGACCACAAGCACAACCACAACCUCAAGGUUCAAGUUCA
This is a messenger RNA of Rosa rugosa (rugosa rose), 1977 nucleotides long. RefSeq names its product serine carboxypeptidase-like 20. Bases 179 to 1702 code for a protein of 507 amino acids. The transcript has 10 exons. The record is from RefSeq and is a predicted model, not a curated record. Gene Ontology annotation, biological process: secondary metabolic process; proteolysis. Lineage: Eukaryota; Viridiplantae; Streptophyta; Magnoliopsida; Rosales; Rosaceae. Gene Ontology annotation, molecular function: acyltransferase activity, transferring groups other than amino-acyl groups; serine-type carboxypeptidase activity.